Messenger RNA from Didymodactylos carnosus, 1830 nucleotides. Lineage: Eukaryota; Metazoa; Rotifera; Eurotatoria; Philodinida; Philodinidae. The record is from the annotation of a GenBank genome assembly.
AUGAUGAAAAGAAAUGGUGUAAUUUUUGUCGAACGUGAACCAGCAAAACGAGUUGUUCUUUAUCCCACACUAGAUCAACGGCAAGCUCAAGAUAAAAAUAAUCACAAUAAUAAUGUUUUAUCUGCAACAAGGGCUGAAACAGCCAGUCAUAUUCAAAAUAGAUUUCCAAAUCAAGCUAUAUCUACUCCGAUUUCUUUAACAACAACCAAUCAUCUCAAACAUGCCGAUUUUAAACAAAAUACUCUUAGUAGAGCACUGUCCAAAGAUGACCAAUCCCUGGAUGAUACAACGGUGCCAAAAGUAUAUCGUCAACAGACACCAUUUAACCUCGGUCAGCUAAAUGACCAAACUAGUAAUAUCUCACGAAACAAUCCAUAUUAUUCCAAUCCAUUUUUUCGUCCAAAAGUGGUAGUUGAACAAAAGGGUACUGUGCCGCCACCCUCUGACGACUCGAACAAAGAUUCAGCAUCGUCGAUAGUAAGCAUCACCACGACAACAAGUGAAGCAGUUCCAUGGGAUCAAAAUAACGCAAUAGCAAGAGUCAAUAGUAGAAAACAGAACAAUGUGUAUAAUACUGACAAUAACGCGAACACCUGCAAUGUCACUGUUAUAAAUGGACAACCGGCAUUCUCACAACGGACAACACCGCGUGAUGAAUCAACAGGUUCAACUUCAACUGUCCUGGAUAAUAAUAUGGCUGCUCUUGAUCUUAAUCGCUGGGCGGAGUUAGUGAUACCGACACCAAGGCGAAGUCUGUCAGCGAGUCUAGAAAGGCAGCGUAUGAUGGCACCCAAAUCGAAUGUUUCUAAUAUUGACAAGGUUAUUUCUUUGUCAAAUUCCGUUUUUUUCUCUCUGAAUACACGGCGAGGUCCGUUAAAUAAAUCAACAACCAUCAACGAUUUUGUACGUCAUCAACGACGAGAAUAUCGUAAUAGUGCAACGACUGCCUCAAGAAGUACAAACUCUUCUCCAUCUUCGUUGUCUGUUUCUCACGAACAACAGCAACAGACACAACAACAAUCUGUUGCAAUUAAUCAGAGUUGGAAGACAGCGCUCGCUACUAAAUUUCAACAAAAUGCUCGCUUAUCAGCCACAAAACUGUUCACACCAAAAAUAAAUUUUUUGAAUUUGACUAAAAUUGAUACACCAUUCAAGGGUGAUAGAAGCAUUUUGUUCACUCAUAACAAAGAUGAUAAAACGAAAAAUCAGCCGACAUCAUUAUCUGUCGAUGAUGGUGUGAUAACGACUUUGAUAAAACCAGUUGCAGAUAGUUCAAAAACACAAAUUAAACAAGAAGUUGUUGAGACCAUCAGAGUACAGACUAGCACUACUGUUCCGUUACCAAUCAGUAACAAUUCCAGUAAAGAGCUUGUUCAAGAAAACGUACCUACUCAGCAAACGAUGGCGGAGAAUAUUGUAAAAUCAGCGGGCAAUUUCGAUCAACAACGAGCAAUCAUUACAAGGGUAAUGAAUAGACGGGAUUUUGUGAAAAUGAAUGAUUUCAAAACACCACAGCAAACAAUAAAUGUUCGUUCAUUGUCACUUCCCGGAAAAAGCUUAAAUAAUGUAAUUCAACUGACGACAAUCAUGGACCGUAAUAACACCAGUAAUAAUAAUAAUAAUGACAAUAAUCGGUUGAAAAUUACAAUGCCAUCACAAAACAGCGUUAAAACUGUCACAACAACAAUCGAUAUAAACAAGCUGCAAGUACAAAACUCGACAAGUGCAAUAGUUCGUUCAAAUAGCGUCUUAGUAAAUAGUAAAUGUAGACGAAACGAACAAGUUAAAAAACGGAGUAGAAGUGCAUCAAAUACGCCGACUGAUGGGUAA